This is a messenger RNA of Aspergillus terreus NIH2624, 645 nucleotides long. RefSeq lists its product as uncharacterized. The record is from RefSeq and is a predicted model, not a curated record. Lineage: Eukaryota; Fungi; Ascomycota; Eurotiomycetes; Eurotiales; Aspergillaceae. The transcript is spliced from 2 exons. Bases 1 to 645 code for a protein of 214 amino acids.
AUGGUCGCCAGCAAAGUCCAGCAAUCCGUAGCCUUGUUAACUGCAGCAGAUAUUGACGAUAGUGUCCAACUCUGGCUGAGAAGAAGAAACCUGGGUAAUGUGGAAGCCAUCAAGAGAUGCUUCGUUCGUCUCACACUCCGUAUCUCGCUUCACACAUCGAGUCUGAGCGACGGCCGCCGCAUAAUCCAAGACAAGAACGACGCAACCAAGUACCGCUGGAAUAUGGAUCGUCUCAGAAAGCUGGCGGAGACGAGCGAUCUCGCGUUUACUUUCAAGUCUAGCACCCGCCGUGAACUGCGCCAACGCCUGGAGGCUCUGGACCCGAAGGAUGCGAAGACCGCCCUAACCAUCGUCCUGUCCUCGUACACCACGUGGUCUCGGAGAAGCACCGAGGCCAAAGAGAUUGAAGCGAAGCCUCAGCGAAAGAGUCGGCGGAAGCAAGAGACCACCACCACCGACCCGAGGGAAGACGUAACCGAUGAUGAGGAGGAGGAGGAGGGCCGUGUCCUAGAUCGGUUUGACGAUGAGGACGAAGACGUUUCGACCGCGGUCCGGACUCUGAUGGACUUAACUUGUAAACUACCGGAUGUUGCCGCUGGUCUCCGUGAUAGAGACAUGUCAAGGGAAGUGGUCAAGGAGGGUUGA